GCGCCAGCUGGGAUUCCGGGCUUUUGACAGAAUCCAACGUGUAUAAAGUAAAGCGUGGAUUAAAUUUAUGUAGUUAAAUUAAGAAUUUCAUUAUAAUAAAAAGUAAAUGAAUUAAAAGUUUUAGUGUGUUUAUUUUACAAUUUAAGAAUAUAUUGUACGUGAUAUAAAAAUUACUUUAUUAGCACAAUAAUAUAAAAUAAAUAAAAUGAAUAAUUCAGUGUUAUUAACUCUUUCUAUUGUUAUUGGAUUAAUAUAUACUGUCAUAGCUUUGAAAAAUGAUGAAUGUGAAGUAUGUAUAAAUACUGUGGAAAGAUUUGUUAAUACUUUAAGUGAAGAUGUGAAAAUAGAUACAAAAAAAAUAGAAGCAGCAUUUAAAGAAUUUUGUAAAGGUACUAAAUCUAAGGAAAAUAGAUUUUGUUAUUAUUUAGGUGGACUAGAAGAAUCUGCCACAGGUAUUUUAAGUGAAUUGAGUAAACCUAUAUCUUGGUCCAUGCCUGCAAAUAAAAUAUGUGAAAAAUUGAAAAAAAAAGAUUCUCAAAUAUGUGAUUUGAGAUAUGAAAAACAAAUUGAUAUUAAUACUGUUGAUUUGAAAAAACUUAAAGUACGUGAUUUAAGGAAGAUUUUAAGUGACUGGGAUGAAACAUGUGAUGGUUGCAUAGAAAAAACGGAUUUUAUUAAACGAAUUGAAGAACUAAAACCUAAAUAUUCUCAUAGUGCAAAAUCAGAACUCUGAAAAAUGUUCAAAAAUAUAGAUAAAUUAUUAUGUUAGUGUGGCUAAGCUUUCAGGUAUUUUUUUUUUUUUUAAGUGAUUAAUAGUAUUUAUAUUUUUUCCUUCUAAAUGAAUAUACAUCAAUAAUUUUGUACAAUUAGUUUUAUUAAAUUUUUAAAAGCCAGUAUAAACAUUUAAAUUUCAGUGAAUGAAAUUAUAUUUCAUUAAAUUUUUUAUGUUAAUUAUGGAAUAUGUUAGAUAUAAAUCUAAAAUUAAUGUUGAGCAAUGAAAAUUUGUUAAAAAAGGAUAAUUCCUUUUAAUGUAGCCAUGCUAAUACAAAUUAAAUAUCAUAAAGGUGCUCCGUUUUUAUCAUACUAAUAUUAGACAAAUAUAAAUAACUCAAAUUUUUCAUAUAAUAAAUUAUUUUCAUGUUUUUAUCUUUCAUUGCUCUUCCUCAACUAUUCUGAUACAGUGCGUUUAUACAUGUAUAAAUCCUAUUUAUAUCAAGAAGCCGUGUACUAUAUAAUCACAUAUGUAUUUGUGAUAAAUUAUCAAUAUAUCAAUGUGUUAUAUGUA
Apis mellifera (honey bee) is the source of this 1285-nucleotide messenger RNA. RefSeq names its product mesencephalic astrocyte-derived neurotrophic factor homolog (gene Manf). Gene Ontology annotation, biological process: neuron projection development; dopaminergic neuron differentiation. The record is from RefSeq and is a predicted model, not a curated record. Gene Ontology annotation, cellular component: endoplasmic reticulum. Lineage: Eukaryota; Metazoa; Arthropoda; Insecta; Hymenoptera; Apidae. The transcript has 5 exons. The coding region runs from base 206 to 733 and encodes 175 amino acids. Gene Ontology annotation, molecular function: calcium ion binding.